CCGUCCAAUCAGCCGCGGCCGCAGUCAGUGAUGUCAGGGCUGUGAGGGAAGUUUCGCGAUGUUUCGCCACGGUCGGAAUGUGCCAGCCAAUCAGCGCGGGAGGGGGCGUGGCGUGUGGCCUCUCGAGUGUACAAGGCGGCGGGCGCUGUAGGAGAGAAAGACGCGCGGAGUGAGUGUCCCCUGUAAACAAUGUAUGGUGGAUACUCAGAAAGUAGGACUGUAAGCAGCUGCGUGACAGAACUAGAAGAUCCCAAUCAGAAGAAUACAUGUGGAUUAGCAAAUGGGAAGAGGCAGGGUGAAACGAUUUCUAUGCAAUGCGACAUGCAGGAUGACCAUGAAGCGCAGGAAUGUAAUUCCCUAAAUAUACGGCUGUCCAACGUCUGCUCCCAGAGCAAAAGCUGCUUGAUGCUUUGGGGUCAGCAGCAGCCAGAAGAUUUCAUAGUUAAUGAAAGCCCUAUGAGUUUAGAAGACUAUAAACUGCUGAAUACAUUAGAAGCAGAAGGCGCAUCUGCAAAUCUUGAUUUCAUAUCCAUAUGUCCUAAUGAAUCUUCUGAAGUGACAGAACCAUGCAUCCCAGAUCCCGUAGCAGAGCCACCUUCCUUAGAUGCUGAUAGCAAACAAAUGAGCCCAAAUAAAUUAUCUCCUGGGCACCUAGAACACCAGUCGUAUCUACCAGAUCAGUUACCCGAAUUGAAGCCACAGUUUCCGUUCAACAUUAAUGGCUUUGGAAACAAUCACGAUACGACUUGGUGCCCAGAAGGUAAAGGACCUGCAGUGAUGCAUCACAUAGACUGUUCUGAGGAGGAUAUUGACGUGCUUAUUGACAAAGAAAGUGUUUUAAACCCAGACAUUCUGAUUCAACAGAUUCACAACGAGUACGAAAGUCUGUUCCGCAGAGAUAAAACUGUUCAUGUGUUUCAUGAAGCACUGAAUUCAAACUGGCAAUUAAACGACCAGAAAGAAGAAAUGACGCAAAGUUACGCACCUGACAAAAAAUUUUGUUGCAUAUUAGGUUGGACAGCAUAUGUCAGUGGAAAACAGUUGCAAUGUUCAUGUACACCUACCACAGAGACACGCGCACCUACCAGAAAACCCGGACUGCGUCAGAUAAAAAAGCCAGUCAGAUACCAGUCGAAGAAUUAGAUGACUGUUGCUUUAUUACAGAUCUUAACAAGACAUAGACAAUCCCAAUUCAACAGAUUGACAUCCAAGAGAGCUGCAACUGGUAAGUUGUAGCUGCAAUCCAAAAACACAUGGGAACGGCAGAAGAGAAAGGACUGGAGCUCAUACCCCCAAAAACACCCAGGAAAGGCAGAAAAGAAACAUAACAAAACAUACAAUGCCAUCUAGAUAAUUAGAAGAAAAUCGACUCAUUUGUUUCGGAAAAACAUGGAGAACCGACGCUCUUAUCCAAAAACGACAGUGGGGUAUAUUUACGCUUUACGUGGCGGUGGUUUUAGCCGCAGGAAUCAAGAGCCAAAUAAUACAAAUGCAAAACACUUAUUCUUUUACAUUUAAUUAUGAUUGCCUCUUUAAAUCCUGCAGCCAAUACAGGCAAGAAGCAGUGGCGUUUAGUAAAUAUACUGCACUGACUUUCCCAGAUAAUCUGAUAUGGAUCUAUAAUAUAGAGCCCUCCAAAAAUGUCUGCACUUUAGUAAAUGAGUAUAAUGGGCCUAAUUCAGACCUGAUCAUAGCAGCAAAUUUGUUAGGUGGGCAAAACCAUGUACACUGCAGGGGGGAAGGGGGGGGGGCAGAUAUAACAUGUGCAGAGAGAGUUAGGUUUGGCUGGGGUGUGUUAAAACUGAAACCUGAAUUGCAGUGUAAAAAUAAAGCAGCCAGUAUUUACCCUGCACAGAAACAAUAUAACCCACCCAAAUCUAACUCUCUCUGCACAUGUUAUAUCUUCCCCCAUUCCCUGCAGUGCACAUGGUUUUGCCCAUCUGCUAACAAAUUUGUUGCUACUAUCAGGUCUAAAGUAGGCCCAAAAUUAAGACCUGUAUUUACAAACAAAUUACCAAAUGCACUGAGAUAGAUAUUUUUUUUUAUAUAUAUAUAUAUAUAUAUAUAUAUAUAUAUAUAUAUAUAUAUAUAUAUAGGCAGCCAGAUUGCUACUGAUUUGAAACCCGGCACAUACAUUUGACCCUCCUUAGUUAAAUUUUAAUAAAAUUACAUUUAACACCAAUUCAUCUGAUAAGCUAGUGAUAACGAGAUAUUCCCAUGAAAGUAACCUUAAUUUAAAAAAAAUUACAUCAUAGAAAUAUGCUGAGAAAACGAUAGAAAAGCAUAUAUUCCUGAAAAACAAAUGAGUCCAAUAAGAAAAAGGAAAACACACAAGAAUAUUCUGUAGAAUCCCCUAAUUCCGUAUGAGGAUAACCCAUCUAAGUAAUUGUUUUUUAAAGCUGUGUAAGUUGACUCUUCCAUUGGCAAGACAUUUUGAAAUGUAUGUUCCCAGCGUGCCAAAGAAAAUGCAUUCCACUUAGCAUAGGCUUGCGCAGAGCCGUAGUAGUGCACUUCUGCCGCAGGCUUCCAGAUGCGCUGCCAAAUACAGAUGCCACACUGGGGCAGCGAGGGUGCCAACCCUUUGGCCCUCGACGGAGGCAUCGGUUGCAAACCCUAGUUAUGGCCCUGCCAAGUCAUUGCUUUAUUUAGAUGCUUAGAUACACCCCCUAGCAGAAUGUAUGUAAUGGUACCUGCAGGUGAGGGAUCUUCGGUCUUUAGAGGGAGGGCUACGUAUAUGUCUGGCACCCACCGCAAUACUACACGCCCAGUAUUUUGAAAUAAUUUGAAUGGGUUUAUAAGCCUGGGAUUUGCUACUGUCCUCGCAAGACACUUUGCAUACUGUACAUUCAGAUAGUCUCUGCUAGAGAGUGUAUUACAGCAACUAAAUAAGUCAGGCAAGUGAGUUUUAUUUCCUAAAUUGAUCGUUUUUGGUCCUUUAAGUAUAAUUUGUUAAGAAAUGUUCCUUUAUGUUUGUAUAUAGUUUGACUACUUAUGUGGUAAAUACAUCAUUAUAUUAAUGCAGCAUUCUUACAGUAUACAAAACUCUUACUGUAUGGUAGUGCUUAGCACUGUUACAUCCCUGAACCAAACUGAUUAUAAGAACAUUAGUAGGGAAUGGUUGACAAGGCAGUCGUUUGGGCGAGGAGGCCCUACCAGCUAAUGCGGCAGAUGUAUUAACCUGGAGAAGGCAUAAGGAAGUGAUAAGUGCAAGGUGAUAAAUGCACCAGCCAAUCAGCUCUAAUAUAUAAAUGAACAGUUAGGAGCUGAUUGGCUGGUGCGUUUAUCACCUUCCACUUCUCACUGGUUUAUCACUUCCGUAUGCCUUCUCCAGGUUGAUAGAUCUGCCGUUCUUUAAUUGAAGUGCCAGUUUGUAGCGUAAUGCAGUUUCAAAAAGUUGUUUCGUAAAAUAGGCUGGGUGAGGGUAGUCAGAAUUAUCUAGAAAAAUUGCCCAGUGGUGCAAAAGUUCACAGAAACUGUAGCAUCCAAUCAGACUUUUGCUUUGAUUUUCUAGCAAAUGUCUGAUUGAAAGCGAAUAGUGAAUGAGUUGCUAUGGAUUGAAUGCAAAA
Pseudophryne corroboree (corroboree frog) is the source of this 3566-nucleotide messenger RNA. RefSeq lists its product as uncharacterized. The coding region runs from base 190 to 1143 and encodes 317 amino acids. The record is from RefSeq and is a predicted model, not a curated record. The transcript is spliced from 2 exons. Lineage: Eukaryota; Metazoa; Chordata; Amphibia; Anura; Myobatrachidae.